AUGAGAUCUGCAGUCCCAUUACCGGAUUCAGCUGCAGUUCAUCAGGACUCUCAGUGCCCCGUCUGCCUCCAGAUUCCAUCUUUCCCUGUGAACACAAACUGUGGCCAUUUGUUCUGUGCUCCGUGUCUGAUCACCUACUGGAGACAUGGCUCAUGGUUGAAUGCAAUCAGCUGUCCUUUAUGCAGACAAAAGGUCAGUGUGCUCUGUCACUUAUUCAGUGAUAGUCGACUGGAUCACAAGUCGACAGAAGUUCUGGGAGAAAUCACAAGCUACAAUAGACGAUAUUCUGGAGCUCCAAAAACGAUAUCAGAAUACCUGGGGGACGCUCCUCUGAUGCUGCUGUUGGCUGCUCGGAGUCUGCGCACCAUGGGGGGUCUGCUUGGACUGUUUUUCUUCCGUGUGGCAUUGUGCUGUGUUGGGACACUUGUGUCCAACUUCUCUCCUCUGAAGCGCGUCCCUUCAACGGGGUCUGUGCCUGACCCGUCUUUGAGAGGGCUCCUCGGGGUUCUGGAUGAUCUGGUGGUGGUCUUCCUGUUACUGAUCUGCGUCAUUAAUGUCAACCAGCAGAUGGCGCCGCAGGACGAGCAGGCUGUGACAGCUCGCACAGCCGCAGAGCUCACUAUAGAGCCUGGUUUUAUUUAA
Knipowitschia caucasica is the source of this 642-nucleotide messenger RNA. The record is from the annotation of a GenBank genome assembly. Lineage: Eukaryota; Metazoa; Chordata; Actinopteri; Gobiiformes; Gobiidae.